AGCCCUAGGGCUCAGCGUAGUCUUCUUAGUCCAAAGAACCAGGGCUUGCAGGGUCGCCCUGUGUGGAUGACCGAUGCCUAGUGCAGGUUGCGCUAUUUUGGGAAGCUUUCAAAGAUGCUUCUUCUGAAAGCAGCGUUUUGCCCUCCCCCUCGUGCUGAAGCUCAAGAAGGGUCCAGGUUUGCGUUGCUGCCGCAACAAACCGAAGAUGAGCUGGCAAUUUCCGAGGUUCAUUCCAAGCUUGACAGAGCACUCAAGUUUCUGCAGCAUGAUGUAGGGUAUUCACUUCUGGAUGAUGCUCUACCUCAAUCAGGAGGUGGCGUAAGGCUUGCACACGACAUCGAUGUCGUCGUAGCACUUGGUGCCAUUCCAGCACCACGUGGCCAUCGAUCCUGCAAAGUGCCGAAGGAGAGACCAAUUGAGAAUGGUGACGAGGCUGAUGACAUCCUCUCUUGCAAGCCUGAGAUUGGCAAGUACGCACAUUACAAGGAUGACAUUGUCCUUGUUUGGAGGUUUGCUGGAUUAAUCAACGGCUUCACAGCGGAGCUUGGAGAGAAACUCCUCGAGAAUCCAAACGCGAAGCACGACACUCUCUACAAAAAGGUCCUACAGGGCAUCCGCCUCAUGCAUCUUUGCGAUUAUCACUAUGCGGAUGUGGUUCUGACAUUGGCAUAUGCAAGUGUUUACUUUCGCAGCGCCUUCACUUCAAUUGGGCAAAAGAUGAGUGACUAUGAGGCAGCCCAUGUUUGCGUUCUGCUGAUCUACUUGGCGCACAGCUUUCUCUUGGAUGAAACCUGCCCGUUGAGGGUGUGGCAGCAACAUAUCUUCAAGAAGUAUUGCAACCUCAAAGUGUUGGAUGCGGCUCUUUAUCGCAUUUUCAAAAUGCGUGGCUUCAGAUUGCGGGUCACUGAAGCAGAGGAGAAGGAAGCCCUGAGUGUUCUUCUUUUGCGAACCAAUGGACUUCCGGAUGCCAACACUUUGCGAAGGUCAAAGGCUGGCAGCUCCUCCAGUGAGUCUAAAUGCCUCGAGAAGCAGGAUGCUAGUCCACCAGACAUCAUCAAUCUGUGAGAGCUUUCACCUCUCAAGGCAGAGCCUCAUGACCGACCUAUUCAGCAAAGCCAUCGGAUUCUUUUUACCGUGUCUCUUGACGUAGGCUCUUCAAGCCAUGAGCCGCAAUCCUAAGUUUCACGGAAUGUCAGAUGGUGGGUUAGUGCCAACUCUGAGAGCUUGGCAAUUUACG
Molecule: messenger RNA, 1237 nt
Organism: Durusdinium trenchii
Lineage: Eukaryota; Dinophyceae; Suessiales; Symbiodiniaceae
Source: the annotation of a GenBank genome assembly